Trametes versicolor FP-101664 SS1 is the source of this 1885-nucleotide messenger RNA. RefSeq names its product GMC oxidoreductase. The transcript has 25 exons. Bases 1 to 1809 code for a protein of 602 amino acids. Gene Ontology annotation, molecular function: oxidoreductase activity, acting on CH-OH group of donors; flavin adenine dinucleotide binding. NCBI's taxonomy places the organism in Eukaryota, Fungi, Basidiomycota, Agaricomycetes, Polyporales, Polyporaceae. The record is from RefSeq and is a predicted model, not a curated record.
AUGUCUACGACUACGGUAGAUGACGUCAAAGACAAGACGUUCGACUUCAUCGUCUGCGGUGGAGGGACUGCCGGUCUCACACUCGCUGCCCGCCUCAGUGAAGACCCUCAGAACUCGGUUCUUGUCUUGGAGGCAGGCGAGGCGAACAUCGGAGACAUGGCGCUAUUGCGCCCGGCCUCAUACGGUAGCCACUUUGGGAGGCAGGAGUACUCGUGGAAUCACGAAACGACCAAGCAGAAACUGACUGGGGAUAGUGCGCAUAUGUGGCACAGAGGGAAGGGUCUUGGAGGUAGCUCCGGCAUCAACUUCUUGUGUUGGAUCAAGCCGCCUAAGCAAGACAUCGAUGAUUUCGAGCGUCUUGGCAACCCCGGCUGGAACUGGUCGAACUUUGAGAGAUACAUCCAUCGUACCGAAGGCUUCGUGCCGCCGAAUGAAGACGUCCAGAAGAACAUGAAUAUGAAGUUCGAUACGUGGAACAUGGGUACAAGCGGGCCGCUGGCUAUCGCAUACCCUGCAACUAUCGACCAGUCGGAGUUGAAAGUCCAAGAGACGCUGUUGAACGCCGGCAUCCCACAAGCUGCGAGACCUAUGAACGGCGACCCCGCAGGGGUGUACUUCGCGCCGUGCACAUACGAUCCCAAGACGCACACACGGAGUUAUGCGACUACUGCGUUCUAUCUUCCGUACAAGGAUCGCUCAAACUUUACCGUGCUCGUUUCCGCACAUGUCAACCGGGUCAUCCCGGCGUCCGAUGACGGAUCGCAAUUUGUUGCCGAGUCGGUCGAAUUUGAGCACAAGGGCCAGGUUUACACCGUUCGUGCUAAGAAAGAUAUCAUCCUGAGCGCCGGCGCUCUGAAGAGUCCUCAGCUACUUGAGCUUUCAGGCAUAGGAAACCCCAACAUUCUCCGCAAGAUCGGCAUCCCCACCAAGGUUGACCUCCCGGGCGUUGGUAGCAAUGUGCAAGAGCACAUGAACGUCGCCAUCAGCUUCGAGCUCCGAGAUGAUGUUGAAUUUGACACCAUGGACCUCCUGGCGGAUCCCGCCGUGCUCGAGAAGCACGUCGAGUUGCAUUCCACCGGUACCGGUAUCUUCACUACGGGUAUUGUCGGGUUCGCCUUUGCCAAGCUGAGCGAAAUCAGCCCGAGAGCAGACGAGAUCUUUGAAGCAGCGGAACACAAGAUGAUGAAGAAUGGUAACACCUAUCCGCCUGGCCUGCUCGAGCAGUACAAGAUAUCUCUCGAGCGUCUCAAAGAUGGCGUUGGCUGCGAGUUCAUCAGUUUCCCGGGGAUGUGCUCUCAGCCGAACCCACCAGAGAAGGGGAAGCGUUACGUCUCCUUCUAUGCUGCGACAAACCAUACCUUCUCCAGAGGGACUAUCCAUGCAUCAUCUAAGGACCCGGCUGUAGAUGCCCAGUUUGAUCCUCGCUACUUCGACGAAGAAGUCGAUCUUCAAGUCUGGGUCGAGAUGGUGAAGUUUGCGAGGAGCCUGCGCAACAUAGCUCCACUCAAGGACAUGACCACCAAGGAAUUGAACCCUGGCCCCGAGGUUCAAACAGACGAAGAAAUCGUCGGCUGGAUCAAGAAGGUCAUGUCGACUACUUGGCACACUGCGAGCUCUUGCUCGAUGCUUCCGAAAGCGAGCGGUGGUGUGGUGGACCCUCACCUCAAGGUGUACGGCACCGAAAACCUCCGCGUCGUCGAUCUUUCUGUCGUCCCUUUGCACAUUGCAGCCCAUCCUCAGUCUACCGUCUACGCCAUUGCCGAGCAAGCUGCGGACAUCAUUCAGGGAAAGCAGACUUUUCGGGUCUAAUCGAGUGGCUAUUGCGCGUUUAUAGGCGAGGGCGCCUGAAUGCGAGCCUUCAGUGUCUGUAUGAAGUUGUUGAUCC